Prunus armeniaca (apricot) is the source of this 924-nucleotide messenger RNA. NCBI's taxonomy places the organism in Eukaryota, Viridiplantae, Streptophyta, Magnoliopsida, Rosales, Rosaceae. The record is from the annotation of a GenBank genome assembly.
AUGAAUUUUGCACUUUGCUUUCUUCUUGGCAUUGCAUUUGUUACUGCUGAAGCACAACAAAUGCAGUCGAAUAUAAGCCGAGGCUCUUCUUUAACACCCACCACCAACUCCUCAUGGUUGUCAAGUUCUGGCCUAUACGCCUCUGGAUUUUACAAGCAAGGCAAUGGCUAUGCCGUGGGUAUAUUUCUUGCUGGAAUGCCCCAACACACUAUGGUUUGGACUGCAAAUCGAGACAACCCUCCAGUCUCCAGUAAUGUUACCUUGCUCUUCACAAGCGACGAGCUUGUCUUGUCAUCGAUAGCAGGCCAAGAUUGGGUUGUGAAGUCUACCCUAUCUGCUUCUUCUGCUUCCAUGCUUGAUUCAGGUGGAAAUCUUCCUACUAAUCAAGGCACAUCUUAUCUUAUGAUAAUUGAUGUAGAUGGUAUUCUUCGGUUGUAUUCAAAGAAUUUAAAGCAGGGGAGCUGGUCAAUUAAAUGGGAAUCUUCCAACGAUAAGUGUGACCCUUUUGGCUUAUGUGGAUUAAAUAGUUAUUGUAUGUCAAUUGAUCUUGAAGCUGAGAGCAGAUGUCUUCCAGGAUUUGAAUCUGCUAGCCAGAGAAAUGAUCAGAUCUCGGGCUGUGCAAGGAACUUAGUUGCAGAUUUUUGCGAAGACAAGAAUGAAAAUUUCACGUACACCAUGCAAGAACUGCCCAGCACGGUGUGGGAAAAUGUUCCAUAUCUGGUUUUGACAUUAGAAGACAAAGAGGCUUGCAAACAAGCCUGUUUGGAGGAUUGUAACUGUGAAGCCGUUCUUUUCAACGAUGAGAGCUACCUAAAGCAGAGGCUUCCUUUGAGAUAUGGAAGAAGGCAGAUGACUACUUCAAACAUAGCUCUCAUCAAGGGAGGUAUAUCUGUUAACGCUAAAAAAUGGUUCGGCAGUUUUUGA